GUCCAAUCACAACUCCCCAUUUUAGCUUGCUAGGUACAUGACAAUUCCAAUUCGCCCUAUCAUGUCAAUCUAUUUUACUGCCUCUUAGGUAUAUGUACCUGUCUGUCUCCUACAGCAACAGUCAAGCACCUGCACACCUCAAAGAAUCAUGCCAGAACCAGCAGAUAUAUCAAUGACAGACGCCCCAGCUACGACCAAAGUGAAAAAAACCUAUGAGCUAGUCACAGCUACUAUUAAAACCCCACGUUUUUCCUACGCACAUCUCGAACUUUUCAGUGAUCCAUCUGAUCCUGCUGAGCUUGAUGCCCUCCAAGUACGGUCUUACUGCACAUCCGCGUUAAAGCAAUUCCUAGGCACUACAGGCAUCGGUAUUCCUUUAGACAUUCUCAAAGUUGAAGGGAAGAAUUGCUGGUUAAGAAUGCCAAGGGACGACCUAGGUGCCUUUUCCGCAGCUAUUACAGCAUGGCAGGGCUCAUAUCAAGAUGGAAUUCAUUCUUCGCUUCGAAUACGAGGAUGUUCCGACUGGCUUGGUGCCUUAGUCGGUAGAGAUGGACAAGAUAAACUCUGGGCAGGCUGAUAUUUCAUCACACAAUUAAAUUCAAAUCAACCAUCACCAACAUACACACAUCAUGAAAGCAAAAACCACAAUCCAGUAUGCCAUUUUUCAUUGGUACCGCCAGUAUGGUAUAAAUUCCCAUUUCCUCACCGAUACCCCCUCAACGCCAGUGCUUCCCCUUACGAUGAAGCGCCGUA
This is a messenger RNA of Hypoxylon trugodes, 753 nucleotides long. RefSeq lists its product as uncharacterized. The coding region runs from base 149 to 577 and encodes 142 amino acids. Gene Ontology annotation, molecular function: ribonuclease MRP activity. Gene Ontology annotation, cellular component: ribonuclease MRP complex; nucleolar ribonuclease P complex. The record is from RefSeq and is a predicted model, not a curated record. Lineage: Eukaryota; Fungi; Ascomycota; Sordariomycetes; Xylariales; Hypoxylaceae. Gene Ontology annotation, biological process: tRNA processing; intronic box C/D snoRNA processing; nuclear-transcribed mRNA catabolic process, RNase MRP-dependent. The transcript has a single exon.